Hipposideros armiger (great roundleaf bat) is the source of this 994-nucleotide messenger RNA. RefSeq names its product factor VIII intron 22 protein-like. Gene Ontology annotation, molecular function: protein binding. The transcript has a single exon. Lineage: Eukaryota; Metazoa; Chordata; Mammalia; Chiroptera; Hipposideridae. The record is from RefSeq and is a predicted model, not a curated record. Gene Ontology annotation, biological process: vesicle cytoskeletal trafficking. Gene Ontology annotation, cellular component: early endosome. Bases 95 to 994 code for a protein of 299 amino acids.
UAGGAGAUGCCCAUAGGAACCUUGAUAAACAAGCUGUCACCAACUAACAACAGCAGGCACAAGGCCAGGUCCCAUCUCUGGAUCGGUGAUUUGCAUGUGCAUAUGGCCCCGCCCCCAGGAACCCGCUAUUUUGCAUAUCACCAGGGCAAUGUGGUGGCGCUGGGCUCCUGAGUGGGCGCGGUGGCGCGGCCAGACCCGAGAAGGAUGCCGGGCAAGUCCCAACCUGCUGCCAGCGCCUGCACAUCCGCCCAGCAGAAUCGCUCGGGCUGCGAACAUGGCUGCGUCCGCGAGCGGUCUGGGAGGCGGUGCGGGCCAGGGGCCUGAGGCCGGGGACUUCCUGGCCAGGUACCGCCAGGUGUCCAACAAGCUGAAGAAGCGCUUCCUGCGGAAACCGAACGUGGCGGAGGCCGGUGAACAGUUCGGACAGCUCGGCCGCGAGCUGCGCGUUCAGGAAUGCCUGCCAUACGCGGCCUGGUGCCAGCUGGCGGUGGCGCGCUGCCAGCAGGCGCUCUUCCACGGGCCCGGGGAGGCGCUGGCGCUCACCGAGGCCGCGCGCCUCUUCCUGCGGCAGGAGCGCGACGCGCGCCAGCGCCUCGUCUGCCCCGCCGCUUACGGGGAGCCGCUGCAGGCCGCCGCUAGCGCUCUGGGCGCCGCGGUGCGUCUGCACCUCCAGCUGGGCCAGCCGGCGGCCGCCGCCGCCCUCUGCCUGGAGCUGGCCGCCGCCCUGCGCGACCUGGGUCAGCCGGCCGCCGCCGCCGGCCACUUCCAGCGCGCCGCCCAGCUGCAGCUGCCUCAGCUGCCCUUGGCCGCGCUGCAGGCGCUCGGCGACGCCGCCUCCUGCCAGCUGCUGGCACGCGACUACACCGCCGCCCUGGCCGUCUUCACGCGCAUGCAGCGCCUGGCGCGGGAGCACGGCAGCCACCCGGUGCAGCCGCCGCCCCCGCCACAGCCGCCGGGGCCCCAGCACGGGCCGGGCGCNAAUUUCUAUCACUAG